Lineus longissimus is the source of this 2409-nucleotide messenger RNA. RefSeq names its product pescadillo homolog. NCBI's taxonomy places the organism in Eukaryota, Metazoa, Nemertea, Pilidiophora, Heteronemertea, Lineidae. The transcript has 16 exons. Gene Ontology annotation, molecular function: RNA binding. The record is from RefSeq and is a predicted model, not a curated record. Gene Ontology annotation, biological process: ribosome biogenesis; maturation of LSU-rRNA from tricistronic rRNA transcript (SSU-rRNA, 5.8S rRNA, LSU-rRNA). The coding region runs from base 27 to 1835 and encodes 602 amino acids. Gene Ontology annotation, cellular component: nucleolus; PeBoW complex.
UGCAAUAUUUACAUGACGUUUUAGGAAUGGGACGACCGCAGAAAAAGUAUGAGAAAGGUGCGGCAACUGCAUACAUCGCAAGGAACCAGGCUUUGAAGAAGUUACAGUUAUCUUUACCUGAUUUUAGGCGUCUAUGUAUCUUGAAAGGGAUUUAUCCUCAUGAGCCCAAACACAAGAAGAAGGUCGGAAAGGGGAGCACCGCAGCUAAAACAUAUUAUUUCUACAAAGAUAUACAGUUCCUGCUCCAUGAACCCAUUGUCAACAAAUUCAGGGCAUUUAAGAUAUUUGUUCGAAAGCUAAAGAAAGCCCUUGCUAAAAAUGAAGGUGACAGAGCAAAGAGACUGCGGCGAAACAAGCCAAAAUAUAAAUUAGAUCACAUUGUGAGGGAAAGAUACCCUUCUUUCAUUGAUGCACUACGGGAUCUAGAAGACUGCCUGUCCAUGUGUUUCCUUUUUGCCGGCUUCCCAAAGACGAGAAAGACCCACAGUGAAGUCAUUCAAUUAUGUCGGAGAUUGAGUGUUGAGUUCCUUCACUAUUGUAUUGCAGCAAAAGCACUGCGGAAGGUGUUUAUCUCCAUCAAAGGCAUAUACUACCAAGUGGAGAUCAUGGGACAGACACUCACUUGGAUUGUUCCACACAAACUCGGCCAUGAGCAUCCUACCGACGUUGACUACAGGAUUAUGGCGACCUUUGUUGAGUUCUACACCACCAUGUUGGGUUUCAUUAACUUCAGACUGUACCACACCCUAAAUCUCCACUAUCCACCAAAGCUUGAUCUUGAGCUCGAUUCAAAAGAUCCCGGGGAUUUGUGUUCAAAAGCGGAGCAGUUGGAAGAGCGGCUUGCUGCGAUGACGCAAAGUCUAGCAAAAAUCGGAGACAAUACCGGCGAUGAUGAUGAUGCUAAUGCAGAUGAGUUUCCAUCUGUUGUGUCUGAUGAUCCUGAUGUUAUUGAGCAAGCCAAAGUUGAACAGGAGAAGAUGACCAAGUUCCUCAAAUUGUUCAAGGGAGUCAAGUGCUUCGUAAAUAGAGAGGUGCCAAGGGAAGCGUUGACAUUUGUCAUCAGAAGCUUUGGAGGUCAGGUGUCCUGGCACAAAACAAUGGCAUUGGGCGCCACCUUUGAAGAAACAGAUGAAUCAAUAACGCAUCAAAUCGUUGACAGACCAGAAGUGGAGAAGCAGUACUUGUCACGAUAUUACAUUCAGCCUCAGUGGAUCUUCGACUGUAUCAACGCGAGAAAGCUACUUCCUGUUGAAGACUACUUCCCUGGUGUUACCCUACCUCCCCAUUUGUCACCAUUCGUUGAAGAAACAGAAGAUGACUACGUGCCACCGGAAAAACUCAAAUUAAUGGGCAGGCAAACUGAUUCUGAAAUAUCUAAUGAAGAAUCUGGUGAAGGAAGCAGUGAUGAAGAAGAUGAACUCGAAGGGGAUGAUGAUGACGAGGAGGAGGACUUGGAACAGGAUGAUGAUGAUGAUGAUGAUGACAGCAGUGAUGAUGAAGAAGAUAAGUCUGCUAAGAAACGGAAGACUGAGACAAAUGAUGCUGCAUCCCAACCAAGCAAGAAGAGAGAAAAGAAGGACUUGAAUGUGAGCACAAUGUCAGUUGAGGCGGGGGAAGUCGAGGUGGAAGACAUUGAUAAGAAACUCAAGAAACAGAUGGACGAGGAGCGUCGCCUAGGCGAGAUGAUGAUUCCCAAGAAACAUCGUCGCUUGUACAAAAAGAUCAUGCAUUCAAAGAAGAAGAAAGCACAGGAGGUUAAGAAGCUUAAAGAGAAACGUGAAGAGUAUGAAAAAACUCAACGAAUUGAGAGAAAGAAGAAGAAGAGCAAAGCUUGAUGUUUAGGAAAAAUGAAACAGAUGAUGGACAUUGCAUGUACAGUAAAACCUCUCUAUCAAGGACACUCUUGGGACUGACAACGACUCACUUGAUCGAAAUGAACAACUUGAGCCUUCAAGUGUCCUUUUUGAGUUGGUGUUGUACCAACAGAGGUGUCUAAUAAGAGAGGUUUCACUGUUCAUGUAGUCAUUAGUCAAGAAGAGUUGACGUGUAUCUAGAUGUGAAACUCUUCUUCUAAUAUUUUAAGCACUCACAACUUAGCACCUAUAAAUGCUGCUUCAAAUUAUAUGAAAUUCAAAGGAUUAUUCUAACCGGUCAAGUGAGGCUGCAUUAGUUUAAUAGCAUGGUUAGUGAUUGUGAAAGUGAAAAACUCUGUCCUGAAAUGAAAUCAUUGAAGUCUUGCAGUUGUAGAGUUAUGUCACAACCACAGUACCACCUCAAGUAACAUGUAUACCAUUUCAAGCAGUGUUUGUGGGAAUUGUGACUGAAGGAUGAGCAAAACAGAAGUUGUGGUAUUUGGCAUGUGUAUUGGUGAUGAGAGUAAAGAAAAACAAAAUAAACUCCAUUUUCUCA